AUGAGUGAUUGUGAUCCCUCUUCCUUUGGAGUGCAUUUUUCAAACUCAAAGAAUCCUCAAUGGUGUGUGCCAAACGCAUCGUCUUCGGCAACACAGACAUCAUCAAAACGGAGAAUAUCCCCAUCAUCAUUAACAACAUCACAAUCGGGGAGAAACGGUCCAUAUACUGCUGCAUCGGCGUUAGGAAAAAGAAGUACCGACCAACACCAAGAAGAUCAGCCAAUAUAUCAAUCAUCGUAUCAUCAUCAACACAUGACACAUACACCACAAAGUUUUAAUUUCUCAUCAAACAUGUCGGAGAAGGAAAAUGACAUGCUCUUGAUGGAAUACAAUAAUAUGAACAGCAGUGAUGAUGAACGUGAUGAUUCUUCGGAUGAGUCUAUAGAAUUAUUUGAACCUAGAUCUAACAAAAAGAUCAAGCAAGUACAUACUGUUAGCAUCAAAAUUGAAACCUCUUCAUCCUCUACUAAUUCCAUAACUUGCUCCUUUCCCUUUUAUUCCAUUUCCUCCUGUCACAACAGUAGUAUUUGCAAGAGUCUUAUUUCCAACUCUCCCAUUUCUUCCCAAUCCAUUAUUACCUCCCCUAUGAAUAUUUUGAAUCAAUACUCAAAUUGUAACAGUACACUUUCUUUUAUUAAUAUUAGGACGUUAACUGGGCAAACAAUGCGUGUAUAUAAUUUUCAUAAUUUAACUUUGCAUGAUUUGAAGACAGCCAUAGCUGAAAUAUUUCAAAUUCCUUAUGAGAAACAACGAAUUGUACACAAAGGCAAAAUACUUGGAGACGAGAAUUCAUUUAUGGUUCCACUCGUUCAAUUAGGUCUUUCCUCAUCAGAUUCUUUGUAUGUUGUCCUUGACUUUUUUAACAACCGAAAAGUCAUGGACUCGAUCCCUCGGCAUGACGAUAGAUUCACAUUGCCCGACUCUUACUUUUAUUCAUUUUCUCACGAAGAAAAUCAUGUGAGUGACAACAACACACAAUCAUCACCGACAUCAUCGAGCAAUCAUCAUGAUGAAAAUAUUAUGGAUCAAUCGUUUGACGAAUCCUGA
Messenger RNA from Naegleria fowleri, 1047 nucleotides. RefSeq lists its product as uncharacterized. Gene Ontology annotation, molecular function: protein binding. Lineage: Eukaryota; Heterolobosea; Eutetramitea; Acrasida; Naegleriidae. The transcript has a single exon. The record is from RefSeq and is a predicted model, not a curated record. Bases 1 to 1047 code for a protein of 348 amino acids.